AUGAAUGUUUACAGAAAAUGUCCAAAGAAACAUCUUGGAAAGCGAUUACUGCUGUUAUCGCCCUUCUUGAUUCUUCUGAUUGUCAUGAUGGGAGGAAUUGUAUUCAAUACGGAAGAGAAGCAGGAGAGAUAUUUGACACCCGAAGAGCAAGAAGCUGAGUUUAAAUCGAUUAUCGCAACGGUCAAUUUCCUCUUUCGUCAGAGAAAGCGGGACGAACUGCAAAACGUGGCUAUCAUCUUGAAGAGCACAUCGCUCGAAGAUACUAAUCGCUGGUUGUUUGACAUCGAAGCGCAGCGCAAAUCAAGAAAUGAUCUUCCGUUGUACAUCUAUCCGGAAAUCAAUAAUUUGACCGAGUACAAGGAGCUCAAGAAGCUGAAACUUACAUUCGAAAAUGUCAAAAUCCUAAUGGUUCAUAAUGGCUCGGCUGUGAUCUCGGAUGUUCUUAAAAAUCCUCUUGUCGGAUUUUUAAUCGAAGUGAAUGAUACUCAACAUAUUGGCGAUGAUUUCGGAGACUUCUACUAUUUGGGUCAAGAGGUAAUGAAGUUGGAUAGAAAUGUCGAGUGUGUGUGCGGUGGAAUUUCGUAUCAACGUCCCGAAUACCUGCAACUGAGCCAAGACAACAUUUUCUGGCCAGUCGGUGUUGAAACCUGCGAUAUUGGAAUCAUGAGAAGUCGUACUGACUUUAAACCAUUGGGAUCUCUAGACCCAUUGCUUGAUUACCCAGCUCUCGCUCCAAUCUGUAUUCGUCCAGAAGUGCCAAGAAUCUCAUCCGAUGCUGAACAUGUUACCAACAAGUCGAUCGGAGUGAACAAAUUCGAUGCAAAGCUUUUCACAGCUUCCAAGAUGAACGAGACAGUUAUGCUGGAUUUGAAAGCCGCAAAACCAAUGGCGAUGCAGGAUUGGAAUAACUUGGAGAAGGAGGAUAUCAAUGGGAUCUACAAGUUUCCAUUCAGCGGAAGUGAAGAGCUGAGCCACUAUUUUGGAGAAAACGAUUUUCAAAAAAUCCUCGACCAGAGAGGUUACGACAAUAUCAUCCCAAUGUUCGUCCAUGGACGCAAGGUCUACAUCGUUCCAACAACCUCGAUGUAAAACCGGGAUAUUCCUUGUUUCUAAUUUUUAUCUGUUGUUAUUUGUUACUGUGUUUUUUGUUGUUUUGAAUAAAAUUCGUAAAAAGUAAA
Caenorhabditis elegans is the source of this 1178-nucleotide messenger RNA. RefSeq names its product CHASE2 domain-containing protein (gene C34D4.10). Lineage: Eukaryota; Metazoa; Nematoda; Chromadorea; Rhabditida; Rhabditidae. The record is from RefSeq and is marked reviewed. The coding region runs from base 1 to 1089 and encodes 362 amino acids. The transcript has 7 exons.